AUUCAAUUGAGCGUGAAACAUUGAACCUGAGAUACAUGGAAAUGAAUUGAAGAAAUUGAAGUGAUUGCACGAGGUAAGAGAAGAGGAUAGAACUUGCCAUCUCAAGAGAUGUGGACGGCUUGCUGUUCCUGAGUGAAUCGUGACAUCAUUGGUCCUUUCCCCAUUCAAGCUCCCACCCCUCCUCCUCCUCCCCGCAAUCGAGGAAUCAACGCUUUUAAUUCCGUCACCUUCUAUAAUCACAUUAUCGACAAUUUUCUUUCUCGCCCGCUACGGAACUAGCCCUGCGCGCCUCUAGCAAUCGUCAUUCUAAUUCAUCCAUCAUGACGACCAUGCCCGCAUCUCACGGCCACAACGAGGCCUGCUGCAACAUACCACCUGUUGUAUCUAAGGGUUAUGAGGCAAAGGGAACUUACAAGGAGAUCGGAGGCUAUAAGACUUAUGUUACUGGCCCCGUUGACGCUAAGAAGGCCAUUGUCGUGAUCUACGACAUCUUCGGAUACUUUGAUCAGACUCUUCAGGGAGCUGAUAUCCUCGCCUUCAGUGAUGCUCAUCAGAAGUACAAGGUCUUCAUCCCUGACUGGUUCAAGGGCAGCCCCUGCCCCAUUGAGAUCUACCCUCCAGACAAUGAUGACAAGAAGAAGCAGCUUGGAGACUUCUUUGGGACAUACCCUCCCCCCAAGGUUGCCGGCCAAGUUCCCGACUACGUAAAGGCUGUCAAGGACCAGGACUCUUCCAUUGAGAAAUUCGGAAUCAUCGGAUACUGCUGGGGCGGCAAGGUCGUUGCUCUCAGCGUCAAAGCGGACUCUAACCCCUUCUCCAUCGCGGCCCAGAUCCACCCCGCCAUGGUUGACGCCUCUGAUGCUGAGGGCCUCUCGGUUCCUACCAUGCUUCUUGCAUCCAAGGAGGAGCCUGAUGAGGAGGUCAAGAAGUUUGAGGACAACCUCAAAGUGGCUAAGCACGUAGAGACCUUCAAGGACCAGAUCCACGGCUGGAUGGCUGCUCGUGCCGAUCUCAGUGACAGCCGUGUCAAGGAGGAGUAUGAGAGGGGCUACAAGACAGUCCUUGAGUUCUUCGGUAAGAACUUCUAAAGUUGGAAAUGUGAUGUCUUUUAUCGAGAGACGCGAUGUAUCUAUACUAUGAGAAAUGACCAAAGGAAAUAAGAAACACUGAU
Molecule: messenger RNA, 1171 nt
Organism: Fusarium redolens
Lineage: Eukaryota; Fungi; Ascomycota; Sordariomycetes; Hypocreales; Nectriaceae
Product: Alpha/Beta hydrolase protein
Exons: 5
Coding region: 321-1088 (255 amino acids)
Molecular function (GO): hydrolase activity
Source: RefSeq, a predicted model, not a curated record